Messenger RNA from Aspergillus versicolor CBS 583.65, 1847 nucleotides. RefSeq lists its product as uncharacterized. Gene Ontology annotation, molecular function: dipeptidyl-peptidase activity. NCBI's taxonomy places the organism in Eukaryota, Fungi, Ascomycota, Eurotiomycetes, Eurotiales, Aspergillaceae. The record is from RefSeq and is a predicted model, not a curated record. Bases 1 to 1785 code for a protein of 594 amino acids. The transcript has 3 exons.
AUGCCGAACCAGAUCAGAGAUAUUUCAACAAUUGACCAGGACAACUUUCCCUACAUCUUCGAGCAAAAUGUAACCGUCAAACUAAAGAGCAAUACUGGACUUGUCCGGCUCAAUGUCUACAGACCAAAGGACGGCAAUCCCGCUCCAGUAUUGCUGACCUAUGGUCCCUAUGGGAAGGACACGCCAUAUGGAGAUUUUCUAGCCCAUUCAUUUCACGACGUGAACCCAAAGCACAAGUGCGAACACUCUGCGUUUGAAGUUCCCGAUGCCAAAUUCUGGACGGCCGAGGGAUAUGCUGUCGUGCGCGCCGACGAGGUAGGCAUCGGCCAGUCCCCCGGCGUAUGCGACACAAUGUCCAAAUCAACCACGGACGCCUUCGCGGAAGUAAUCGAAUGGGCCGCAGACCAGCCCUGGUCGACUGGGAAAAUCGGGUUACUGGGCAUUAGUUACUUUGCAGGGUCGCAGUGGAGAGUGGCUGCAAGGAGACCCCGAGGGCUCGCCUGCUGCAUUCCCUAUGAAGGCAUGGCUGAUUACUACCGCGACCGAUGCCGGCAUGGGGGCCUUCUCACGGCCAGGUUCCUAAAGUUCUGGCAUGAUCGCCAGGUCAAGUCAAACCAGUAUGGUUUGGCGGGUAGGUCGAAGAAUCAACGGGGCCCGGAUACAAUUGAGGGAGACCUCAGCCAGGAGGAACUGGACCGCAAUCGGCACGACCAGGAUGUUGAGGCUGCGCAGUAUUUCUUCCGGGAUGACGAGUACUACGCGUCGAGAGAGUACAGUCUUGAAGACAUCGAAGUGCCGCUGCUCUCCGUUGGAAACCUGGGGAAUAUCGUGGUCCAUCUCCGUGGCAACGUCGAAGGGUACCUGAACGCAGGUUCUACAUUGAAAUUCCUACGCCUGGGCGUUGGUCGUCAUGACCUCCCUUUCUAUGCCGAUAACGAGGUCGAAAUGCAGAAAAGCUUCCUUAGUGCAUUCCUCAAAGACAACGACUACGACGGCUGGACCAUGGGACAACAGCCAAAAGUGACCCUUGUCCUGCGGAAAUCAGGCGUAGCCCAUGACAGUCUAGCCGCCAUGUCCGGGCAAGCCUUCGACCGACGAGCGGAGAAUGAGUGGCCUCUCGCUCGGACACAGUACACCAAGUACUUCGUCAGUCCGGAUCUGACCUUCGGGCCUCAAGAACCCCGCGUGCAGACUCAUAAACGACUGUCCUAUCCCGCGCUGACCGUUCCCGAAGACAACUCCUUCGUGCGCUUCACCACAGUGCCAUUUACGGAGGAGGUCGAGAUUACCGGCCACAUUGUUGCUCGCGUAAACGUAUCCGUCACGCCUCACCCGGGGGGAGGUGUACCCAAGGACAUCGACCUCUUCUUGACCCUCCGGCAUUACGCAGCAGAUGGGACGGAGGUCUUCUACACCGGCUCAAUUGGUGACCCUGUGCCCAUUAGCAAAGGCUGGCAGCGCGUGAGCCUUCGAAAGAUCAACUACGCCCACCCGCGCCAUCGUGAGUGGCGUCCCCACCGGGACUACUUCUCUACAGACGUCCUGCCGGUUAUUCCGGGAGAGAUAUACCCCGUCGAUGUGGAGAUCUGGCCCACCCAGGUUAUUCUGCAAAGGGGCGAACGGUUAUCCUUCGAGAUCAGUGGAGGGGAUACCCAGGGCGCUGGAAUUUUCACCCAUGAAUCCCCCGAAAGAUCAAAUGAGAGAUUUGGAGGGAUGAAUCAUAUCCACUUUGGGCCUGACCAACUGAACUAUGUGGUUCUACCCAUCAUCCCGGCUGAUAAGUAGAUUCAAUUAGGGCUUAGAUUUAGCAGUAGUCUAGAAGGCCAACGUUUACUUUACACGCAUGG